Molecule: messenger RNA, 2309 nt
Organism: Choloepus didactylus (southern two-toed sloth)
Lineage: Eukaryota; Metazoa; Chordata; Mammalia; Pilosa; Megalonychidae
Gene: B3GAT1
Product: beta-1,3-glucuronyltransferase 1
Exons: 7
Coding region: 180-1337 (385 amino acids)
Biological process (GO): chondroitin sulfate proteoglycan biosynthetic process; carbohydrate metabolic process
Cellular component (GO): Golgi membrane
Molecular function (GO): galactosylgalactosylxylosylprotein 3-beta-glucuronosyltransferase activity
Source: RefSeq, a predicted model, not a curated record
UUUGCAGAUCCCAGAACAGGAGGAUCCCCCCUGUGCCCACCAGCCCCUCGCUGGUUCCAUGUUAGGAGGCUCGAGGCUGCAGUGACCACUAAGCUCCCACUGCAGCUCUGUGGUUGCCGGUGGCCCCAGGGCUCCAUCCUGGGCAGGAGGCCCCUGUCUAUCCCAGCCUGCUUUGGAGGAUGUCCAGCCUCUCUCUUGGCAGGUGUCCUCCUCCCAGGGUUCCUGACCCCGCCCCUAGACAGCCACCCCUUCCCAGACUCCACUCGGCCGGACCCUCCAAGCCUGCUUCCGCAAUGGGUAAUGAGGAGCUGUGGGCCCAGCCAGCCUUGGAGAUGCCGAAAAGACGGGACAUCCUCGCGAUCGUCCUCAUCGUGCUGCCCUGGACGCUGCUCAUCACCGUCUGGCACCAGAGCACCAUCGCGCCCCUGCUGGCUGUGCACAAGGAUGAUGGAGGCGACCCGGGGCGCGGUGGGGCGCCUGGGGCGGAUCCUCACGAGUACUGCAUGUCGGACCGCGACAUCGUGGAGGUGGUGCGCACCGAGUACGUGUACAGCCGGCCGCCGCCCUGGUCUGACACGCUGCCCACCAUCCACGUGGUAACGCCCACCUACAGCCGCCCGGUGCAGAAGGCCGAGCUGACGCGCAUGGCCAACACGCUGCUGCACGUGCCCAACCUGCACUGGCUGGUGGUGGAGGACGCGCCGCGCCGCACGCCGCUCACCGCGCGCCUGCUGCGGGACACGGGCCUCAACUACACGCACCUGCACGUGGAGACACCGCGCAACUACAAGCUGCGCGGCGACACCCACGACCCGCGCAUCCCGCGCGGCACCAUGCAGCGCAACCUGGCCCUGCGCUGGCUGCGAGAGACCUUCCCGCGCAACGCCAGCCAGCCCGGCGUGGUCUACUUCGCUGAUGACGACAACACCUACAGCCUGGAGCUCUUCGAGGAGAUGCGCAGCACCAGGAGGGUUUCUGUGUGGCCUGUGGCUUUCGUGGGCGGUCUUCGGUACGAGGCCCCUCGGGUGAACGGGGCAGGGAAGGUGGUCGGCUGGAAGACUGUGUUCGACCCCCACCGGCCCUUUGCAAUAGACAUGGCUGGGUUUGCCGUCAACCUGCGGCUUAUUCUGCAGCGCAGCCAGGCCUACUUUAAGCUGCGUGGUGUGAAGGGGGGCUACCAGGAGAGCAGCCUCCUCCGGGAACUUGUCACCCUCAGUGACCUGGAGCCCAAGGCAGCCAACUGCACCAAGAUCCUGGUCUGGCACACGCGGACAGAGAAGCCAGUGCUGGUGAAUGAGGGGAAGAAAGGUUUUACGGACCCCAGCGUGGAGGUCUGAGCCUCGGGACCAGGACCUCCAUCCCUGCUCCUGUCUGUGGCCUUUCACCCUUCCCCCCACAGCUGACAGUCUCUCCAAGGCGAGCUCCUAAGGAAUCAUCACCACUCUCUUUUCUAUUCUGAGAGCCCAGCCCGGUGCCAGGACAAAGGACAGAAAACUUAAAGCACAGAAACCCGAGGCCUGUUGUUCUCUCCCAUCCAACAAGACCAAGGGCCCGAGAGGCCCCGAGGGCUGGGAGUCUGCACACGAAGCCAGGCCAGCCAGAGAGCCAGCGUCCCAGCACUCCUCCCGAAGAAGCUUCUGGCACAGACCCAGCCCACAAGAGCAGACACUGCACGUGCCACCCUGGAAGGAUGCCUCAGUCGAGAGCGGGUAGAGACCCAGGUCAACCCCACAGGACAGCCAGCCAGGGAUUCGGAAGAACUAGAGCACCAUGAUCUUCAGGCCCCUCGGCCCCCCUCUUCCUACGAGCUACCCCCAAAUCCCAUGUGCUCUCUGCUCUCCCUGGUUCAUGUUUACAGAACAUGAGGCUGUCUUGGAUCCCAACAGGCAACUCCUUGCACGGGGGUGCCUGGGGCUGCAGACAGACGCCCUGUACCUCAGAGAGCUGCAGUGGGAGUGGAACUGCCCUCUGGCCCCACAUCCCCCUCCCCACAAGCCUUCUCCUCCCACCCCAGGGAAGGGGUGGGCACUUGAGCCAGCACAGGCCCCGGACUGGACCUGGACUAAGAAACCCAGAGGCCCAUGAGCCACAACACUGCCUCCUGCCACCCCCUGGGUCCCAGCAUCCCUCGCCUGGGCCACAUUUGUUCUAAAUCAGACCAGGGAUGGCUGGAAAAGCCCCCUGUCCUGAGGUCCCACAGGGCAACACACUUGGGGCUCCGGCCACCAGUGGUAGGGAUGGGGCAGGGAGGUGACCACAAGGAGGGAGGGUGGGGAACUCCACGCCGCUCGUCCUGCUCCUUUUUUUUU